Molecule: messenger RNA, 1454 nt
Organism: Phlebotomus argentipes
Lineage: Eukaryota; Metazoa; Arthropoda; Insecta; Diptera; Psychodidae
Product: RNA-binding protein NOB1
Exons: 3
Biological process (GO): ribosomal small subunit biogenesis; maturation of SSU-rRNA
Cellular component (GO): preribosome, small subunit precursor
Molecular function (GO): RNA endonuclease activity
Source: RefSeq, a predicted model, not a curated record
AAACACACAGUGUCAGUGCGGUCAGUGCGUUGUUUUCAUUUCCACGUGCGCGCUUGUACUACUGUCGUGAAAAUGGGUACGAAAAUCAAGUUUUUAGUAGCAGAUACCGCUGCAUUCAUUGAAAAUGCACCUCUACAGGAUCUUGCUGAGAAAGUGGUGACAAUCACAGAAGUUCUGGAUGAGAUCAAGAAUAAACGUCAGCUCCGGAGACUUGUGGUGCUCCCAUUCGAACUGGAGGUUCUAGUGCCCACUCAGGAGAAUCUCACGUACGUGCGAGAGUUUGCGAAGAAAACAGGAGACUAUGCCAGUUUAUCUGCAGUGGACUUAAAAGUUGUGGCCCUGACUUACCAACUGGAAAAGGAAUAUGUGGGCACUGAGCAUCUGAGGCAGGAACCUCUAGCGUCAAAGACAAUUAUCAAGAAACCAGAGAAGAAUGGUUUGGAGAACAGCAAACUGAUGGGAUUCUACAUGCCGAAGGAGAGCGAAACCAAUGAAUUGCCAGCAGAGAAAGCCCUUCCGGAAAGCGAUCAAGAAGAGCAAGAAAAUCAAGGAGUCCAAGAAGAUCAGGAAGCUGAAGACCUUCAAGACGUUCCAGAAACAUCUGAUGGGGAAGACGAUCAAGUGAAGCAGCUCACAGAUGACUUCAAUGACUUGAAUUGUGAUGAAAUCCUGAAGAAGCAUGAAGACUCCGAAGAAGAAGAGGAAGAAGUCGAAGAAGAGGCUUCAGACGAUGAUGAUGAGGGCUGGAUAACGCCCUCAAACAUUGGUCAGCUUAAGAAAGACAUGGGAUUUGAUGAGAAGGAUGAGAAGCCAGCGAUUGUUGCCUGCGUUUCUACAGAUUACUCAGUUCAAAACCUCCUGAAGCAAAUCGGUCUCAAUUUGUGUGCCUUGGACGGUCGCAUGAUCCGUCACUCGAGGAUGUUCGUCCUUCGCUGCUACACCUGCUUCAAAAUCACCACGCUUAUGCACAAGAUGUUCUGCCCCAAGUGUGGGAACAAGACACUGAAGAGAUGCGCCGUGAGCAUCGACGAAAAUGGUCAACAAGUGGUGCACAUAAACUUCCGGAAACCCAUCACAGCAAAGGGCAAGAACGUCUCUGUGCCACUGCCGCGUGGCGGGAAGCAUUCCCGAAAUCUCUUGCUUGUAGAAGAUCAGCCGAUGCCACAUCAAAUGCCCUCUCGCGUAGCUCGCACGAAGACAGACGCUAUGCAUGAGGAUUAUACAGCUGGAUUCUCACCUUUUGUGGCGCGCGACGUCAACUCCAAGUCUGCGAUGCUGAGGAAUCGUGGUCACAUCAAGGAUUGGCUCCGUAAUCACGAAUACGUUAACAGCAGGCGCAAUAACAAGUAGCAUCUAGAAUUUCUUGUCGAUGGGGAUGAUUUGAUGCCAAAUAUAAUCUUUCUUUGGCGCUAAUAUAACCGCAUAUGAACUAUCGUUGGCGAUACUGAAGGUUC